UUCACUCAAUGAUGCAUUGCCACCUCUCGCUAGCGCCGCCUUGGCAGGAUUGGAAUGGCCGCGCGCUUGGGCGAUCCGGCGCUGCUGGAUUCCAAUUGUUUGGGGUGGAGAGGAGGAAGAAGAAUCGAUUUGCAGGGAGGAUCCAGGCGGUCGUGAAGCGCAGUCCAAAGCGGCUCAAGUAUGACACGCCUGGACCUGGCGCUGGCAAGUCCAAAGAGAUUUUCCACCUGGAGAUAGAUCAGUUUGGAUCCAAUCUCUGGAAGCUCGACCAGGUCGUCUCGCUGCUACAAGAUGGUGGCGUUGGAGUCGUUCCUACAGACACCAUAUACGCGAUCGUUUGUGACUUGCACAACCGGGCUGCUAUCGAACGCCUCUACAGGAUCAAGGACAUGGAUGCAAAGAAGCCAUUGAGCAUUCUCUGCCGAUCGUUCCAAGACAUCGACAAGUAUACCACGGGCUUCCCUACAAGUUUCUUCCGCGUUGCUCGCCAGUGUCUCCCUGGCCCGUACACUUUCAUCCUCCCCGCCAGCAAAGACAUGCCAAAACAGUGCACAAGAUUCGGUGGAAGCGUCGCAGCGAGCUACGCCCCUCGAAAGAGCGUCGGUGUUCGCAUCCCAGACGAUUCGGUGUGGAGAGAAAUGGCUGGCCAGCUUGAGCACCCUCUACUUUGCACAAGCGUUAGGAGACCCGCCGACGAUGAAUGGAUGCUGGAUCCAGCGAUCAUCGCUGACACUUACGGAGUUUCUUCCGGAAGAGAGAGUGUCGACUUCAUUGUGGACGGUGGAACUCGAGUCGCGAAUCCCUCCACCGUGGUGGACAUGACAGGAACCAUGCCUGUAGUUCUUCGAAGAGGAAAGGGAGUCCUGGAAGACUGGAUGGUCGGAGAUACAGACAGCGAGAUUGUGAAUCCAUACUCGUAGCAUAUAACUUUCUGAUGAUCCUCACGGCUGUGAGGUGUCAAACGAAUAAUUGGAGCCUCCGGAGACAAGGAAUCGUUAGA
This is a messenger RNA of Selaginella moellendorffii, 1000 nucleotides long. RefSeq lists its product as uncharacterized. The coding region runs from base 9 to 920 and encodes 303 amino acids. Gene Ontology annotation, molecular function: double-stranded RNA binding. NCBI's taxonomy places the organism in Eukaryota, Viridiplantae, Streptophyta, Lycopodiopsida, Selaginellales, Selaginellaceae. The transcript has 9 exons. The record is from RefSeq and is a predicted model, not a curated record.